CCCCAAGUCACGCAACUUAGGUUCUGCCAACAUAAACCUGCGUCCUUCAAAAAAAAAAAAAACAUAAACCACUGCGACGUGCAAAGCCUUCGCUCUUUGAGUUCCAUGCCCACCCUUCUGAACCAUUUCUGGUCCGCUGAUAGUGGAAACUUAUUUGUUUUUAUAGAAAUCAAGGCGAACUGAUAUAGCCAGGUAAAACCCCACUCCCUCUUGCUCAAUAAAUUACGGAGUAAUAUAUAGUGAUCCCGUUUUUGUGUGUUUAAGCAUAUGGCAUACAGCCGUCGUUCUUUAUCGUUCCGAUCUAUUUUCUUGUGCAUAAUUUGAUUAAUUUGAGACUGUAUCGAUGUGAUUUGAUAUGUUUUGGGUUCUAUAGGUCUGCAAAAAUUGUAGGUUGAUGAUUUGACAUCCGUUCCCGUUGAAGGACACAGUGUGAUUAUUGUAUAUCCAUGAGCCAAAGAAAAAUUUAAGUGCGAAAUUGAUUCAGAAGGUGGUGGGCAAAACGAUAAAAAUUGGAACUUGAGCAGGAGUGUUUAUAUGAGAGAUGGCACAUUGGCACUGUUAAUCAAAAUGUUCAUGUGACUAUUAUUCUACCUAGAGAAACAGUAAUGCCUUCAUCGAUUGUAGGGGGGUUAUUGCAGGGUAGCUACGUCGGGAGAAAUAAUGAGAUUGAUUCAUUGAUGUAUGGUGAUGUAUAUCGAGGUGUGGGUGCUGAAGAGGAAUUUCUCGAUCCUACCGUGGUUAGGACUAUAAAUUCGAAUGCAGACCAGUUUUUGGGUGACGAAAUGAUUUCUGUGCAUGGGAUUGGAAAUACAGGACAGUUCACAGCUGCACAGCCAGCAUAUAUAAAAGAGAAAGAUGUUAAACACUUCGCUCUGGCUCCAAGAAGUCGUCAAGAGGAAUCAAAAACAGAGGAAGAGGGGGAGUUUUAUGUGUCUGAUCUAGUAUGGGGUAAGGUGAGGAACCAUCCUUGGUGGCCAGGGCAAAUAUUUGAACCUUCUGCUGCAUCACAGGAAGCAACUGAGUAUUUUAAGAGUGACAGCUACCUAAUAGCCUUCUUCGGGGACCAAACAUUUGCAUGGAAUGAAGUGUCACGGAUAAAACCCUUUCGGAUGUACUUCAAUCAAAUGGAGAAACAAUCAUGUAGAGAAGCUUUCUGUCACGCCGUGGAUUGCUCACUGGAUGAGGUCUCAAGAAGAAUUGAGCUUGGCCUGUGCUGCCCAUGUGUGCCAGAGGAAGUGAAAUACAAGUUUAAAUCACAGAUUGUGGUCAAUGCAGGCAUUCGAUUGGGAUCAAGUCACAGGGAUGGUGGUGACCAACUGUCAACCGUGGCUUCUUUUAGGCCUGGAGUGUUUCUUCAACAUCUGAAGUCAAUAGCAAGUUCUCCAUGCUGUGUGGCUGAUAGGCUGGGGUAUGUUGUUGCAAGAUCUCAGCUGCUGGCAUUUAGCCGUUGGAAGGGUUAUUAUGAGCUAACUACAUUUGUGGAGUUUCAUGGGUUGAUGGAAUCUGAUGCUGGAACCAGUUUAAUGCCGAGCCUGGAAAGGGCAGGUCAGUUUUUGAGAGGUGAGUCGGGGUUUUCUCCUGGGGAAGAGAAGUCAAGCAUCAGAGAUACUUCAUUCCUAAAAGGGAAUGACCGUGAGGGUGAAACUGAUAGGUGGGUGAACUUUCUUUGUUCUGAUAAUAAUUCCAAAGAAAGUGGCCUGAGUGAGUUGAGGCCAUCCUUUACAUGUGUGUCAACGGAAGUGCAGUACAAAUCUGAAUCCCAGAUUGCGGUCUGUUCGGGUUUCAAGGCAGAAUCUAGUCAAAGAGAUGACAGUGAGCAACUGUCAGCCAUGGCUUCUUUUAGGCCUCUAGUGCUUCUUCAAUAUUUGAAGUCAUUAGCUCUUUCCCCGCGGGGUGUGACUGAUAGACUGGGAUUUCUAGCAGCAAGAUAUCAGCUGCUAGAGUUCAGUCACUGGAAAGGCAAUUAUGAGCCACCAGCUACAUAUAAAGAGUUUCACGGACUGUUGGGAUUUGAUGCUGGCAGCAAUAUAGCGCUACGACUGGAAGGAACAUCUGCUCCUCCAUUUUUGACUGGCGAUUCCUGUGUCCCAUCUGGGAAAGAGAAACCAACCAUGGGAGAUAGAUCUUCUCGAAAGCGUAGACGACUGUCAAAGAAUACGAAGGGCAUUAGGGGAAAAGAAGAAUUGGUGCAUGGCAACAUUUCAAGUUUACCGGAUGUUGUGAAGGUUGAAACUGAUGACAUGAUAGACAGUAUUUGUUCUGAUACUAAUAAUAACCUCAAUGAAAGAGGUUUGAUAUUGAGUGAGUUGAAACCAAAGAGAAUAGAAGAAUUGUUCCCUACUUUAGAUAAUGUUUUGUUGAAGCUUUCUAUCGCUGCCAAAGAUCCCACUAAUGGAUAUACUAUUUUGGCUCCACUCACUGAGUUUUUCUCUAGCUUAAGGGAUUUCACUUCAUCUGAAAACAACUCCGAGCUAAGAGGUGAUGGUGGAAUUUUGGUAAGAGAGUGUCAUGGAGUCGCCCCAUCCAAUGAUGGAACAACCGAAUCAUCUGUUGUUGAUGGCGUAGAAGAUUCGUACUGGACUAAUAGAAUUGUUCAGGGAAAUCCUGAACAGCUGGUAUUUUGUACACCUGCAGCACAAUAUGAGAAGAAUGUUCCGGUUACUCUUGUUGAUGGACAAUUGAACCUUGAAGAACAUGUUCUCUUUGACACUGAAACUCAAUAUGAGAUGAUUAGUCGCGAUGAUCUACAACGAGAUGCAGAUGGGGAAGCUGAGGAAGACUAUCCAACUGCACUGAUUCUCACAUUUAAAAGCCCGGAGUGUGUUCCGUCAGCAGCAGAUCUGAAUGAAAUGCUUGGUCAAUUUGGGCCUAUUGAUGAGUCUCAGACUGAAGGCACAAAUAAGACGAAGCGUGCAAAAGUUGUGUUCAGGAGGCGCUGUGAUGCUGAAAGUGCUUUCAACGGUGCUGGGACAUUUAGCUUUUUUGGAGCUUCACUAGUCGGUUACCGCCUUGACUACGCUCCGAGGCUGCGCAAAGUCCCUUCUUCAAACCGUGGAAAAAAGAAAGCGGCAAUCAAACAAUAGCAUCCCUACUUUUAGGGAGAUGACUUCAUAGGUUUGUACUUCGUAGUUCUAUUCUUUGCAAUAAUACCAUCUCUGGAGACCAGAGUUUUGUCUGGCUUAGUAACAUUAGUACACACAGGCUGUUUGUUAGCAUUACCUGCUGAGAGUAGAGUAAUAGUAGUCAUAACUAUAAAAAUGGAUUAAAAGCUGAUAGCGAGAUUAAUAUACCUAACUGUAUCUUUUUGCUCCAUAGUUCUGAAUCGCAAG
Molecule: messenger RNA, 3329 nt
Organism: Cuscuta europaea
Lineage: Eukaryota; Viridiplantae; Streptophyta; Magnoliopsida; Solanales; Convolvulaceae
Source: the annotation of a GenBank genome assembly